UGCAGGUCAUCGAGUCCAUCGCGACCUACUCUACGUGUCGGUUACCGAACUACCUGGAACCACCGACCCGGACGAAUAUUACAAUGGAAGUUGGGGGUUCAACGUACCAAAAUGACCCAAACAUCGAAUCUCAGUGGGCCAUUCGAUCCAUUGAGCAUGCGAAAGCUCAUUUGAACCUCGUGUGUUCCGUCCGUGACCCAUCUACUCUACGCUUGACGAAGAUGGAUGAUGCAAUCUACGAUGAAUUCUGCAGUCACUUUCCGGAGCUCGACGUUGAUCUGAUUUGUGAAGCUAAGUUGAAGUCCGAGGAAUCCAAAAAAGUGUGGCGAGAAUUUUGCGGCAAGUUUUCGAGCCAGUUAGAAGACUACAAUUUUGCUACACUUUUUCGAUUGGACGCUUCGAAAGGAUACAGUGAGCAAAACACUUGUAUUGUGCCUCGUGUACAGUUCCUCGCUAUAGAAAUAGCAAGAAAUAGACGUGGGUUCAACAAACCGGAGAUCCUUCGGAAGUUCGAAUGUCUAUGACAAUAAACGAC
Molecule: messenger RNA, 535 nt
Organism: Dicrocoelium dendriticum
Lineage: Eukaryota; Metazoa; Platyhelminthes; Trematoda; Plagiorchiida; Dicrocoeliidae
Source: the annotation of a GenBank genome assembly